AUGGUUGAAUCAUGUAUAUGGAAAGAUUUAAAAUGUUAAAUUGAAUUGAUUCCAUAAAAAUGUGAAGGUUUAAAUAAAUUUGGAUGCUUAAAUUUCUAAUAAUUAACUUGUGUUUGGUCUGAUACUUUAUUAAAAUGUGAAUUAGCUAAAUUCCUUGAUAAACCAGAAAGUUGUAUUUAAUUCUUAAUUAAUUAAUCUGAAAUAUCACAUAUGAAUGCUUAAACUUGUACUUAAAUUAAUGUUAAUAAAAGUUGUAUAUUAGCAUAAACCUAUAAGUGUAGAGAAAUAUAAGAACCAUAACUUUAUCAAUGUGAAACUUAAGGAUUAAAUUAUAAUGCUUGUCUAUUAAAAACUAAAAAUUCUUGUGCUUUUAAAAAUUAUAAAUGUAUAACAAUCUAAAAUGUCAAUGAAGGUUGUAAAGAUUAUUUAAAUGAAGUAGCUUGCUUGAUGUAGAAUGCAAUCUGCAAAUUUAAUAAAGAGGUAUGCUCAGAUUUUAAAUUUAAUUCUAUUUAUGAUAUUAUUGAUAAUAAAUUUGCACCUUAUUCAAUAAAGGUUUGCUUAAUUUUUAAUGAGGAAAUAGGUUUAAUUUAUAGUGUCAUUUAGAAGAGAUGUUUAAAAGUUGAUAACUUAAAUAGAAUCUUGACUGACUGCACUCAAUUUGGAAUUAACAAAUACACAUGCUUAAACAAAGUAGAAUCUUUUUGUGAAUUUAAGGAUAAUAAAUGUUAGCAUAUUAACCCUUCAGAUAUUACACUUUGUUUAAAUACAUUAAACUAAUUUGCAUGUACUUAAUCAAGUAAUGUAUUAUGUAAAUUUUAAAAUAAUUAAUGUAAUGUAUUUAGUGAGACAAAUGAUUUUAAUUGUGCCUUAUAAUAGUCUAAAUAGCUGAGUAAUCCAAAAAUAUGUUAUGCAGAUUAAAAAAAUCCAUGUUUCUUUAAUGGUAAAACAAGAUAAUGUCAAUUAGUUGAAGAAAAAUCAAUUCAAAUAGAAUGUAAUGGAUUAAACAGGAAAGCUUGUAUUUUUAAUUCAUAAGAAUUGGUUUGUCUAUAUAAUGAAACUGAUAAGAAAUGUGAAGGUUCAUAUGGAUAUUCAAAAUGCAGCGAUUUGGUAAAUAAAAAUAAAUGUUUAUCUAUCAUUACGAAAGGACAAAGUUGUUAAUUUAAUGACACUGAAGGUUGUCAAUAUCUUGAUAAAUCAGUAGAUAUUUUUAAAUGUGAAAAGUAAAUUUAAACAAAUCCUUAUACUUGUUCCUAAAGUUUGGAUGUUCCUUGCUUUUAUGAUAAACAAACAAAAAUGUGUAUUUAAUAUAAAACUUUAGAAAAUCUUAAUAGUAUUAAUAAUUCAUCUAUUAUUUCAAACUACUAAUUAUCUAACAUUGAUUCUUUUAACAAACAAACUUGUGAGUAAUUUUAAAAAGAAAUAUUUUUACAAGACUCUCAACUAAUUUAUAAAGAUGUUCUUAUUUUUUGGAAGGAAUCUUGCAUUUAAAUUCAAAGUGCAUAAUUAUUCUAAUUAUAAUGCGAUUAAAAUCUAAAUUUGAAUGCAUGCAUUAAUAUUAAAACUCAAUUUUAAUAUUGCUAAUAUAUAAAUAAUAAAUGCAUAAAUGUUGAUUUAAAGGAUUAUAUAAAUACACCAUGCGAGUCUAUCAAAAAUAUAAACUCAGGGGCUAUAUGUGCUUAGACUUUAGAUGUUGCUUGUUAUUUUGAUCCUUUUACUUUUAGUUGCAAAAGUCUUAAAAUUGAUUCUUCAGAUAUUCAAUAAAUUCAGUGUGUUGAUAAAAAUCCUGAAUAAAAAGGGUAUAACAAGUAGGCUUGUAGUCUAGAUUAAAAUAAUUGUAUAUUUAAGGAACAAUGUUAUAAAAUUAAUAAGACCAUUAUACAAUUUUGUGAGGAUGCGACAGAUAUAAUUUAAUGUUAAAAAGUAUAAAGAGAAGGAUGUUAGUUUUAAUAAAAUAGAUGUAUUAAGAUUUAAUUUUCUGAUUAUUACUCACUUCCAUGUGAAUUAGCUAUUAACAGAUAAGGAUGUAUCAAUAUUUAAACGAAGGGAUUGUACUGUUAAUAUUUAGAAGAAAAAUGUAUGUCUCGCGAUUUAAUGGAUAUAAGAUAAAUUGAAUGUCUCGAAGUCAAAAAUAUUAAUCACUAUUCUUUUUGUGAAUAUCCUCAAGAUGAAGGUUGCGUUUAUGAUUUCUAAUCUUAAUCAUGUUAAAUUGUAUCUUCAAUGGAAGAUCUUAUAUGUUAAAGAGGAAUAAAUAGAAUAGCAUGUUUAAAAUAAACAAAUAGCUAAUUAAAUUGCUAAUUUAUAGAUUAUUGUUAUGAUCCUAAUUAUGGGAUCUAAAAGUGUACUAAUCCAAAUAAAAGUUUAUGUUGUAGAGAGGCAGGCUCAAUAGAAAAUUGCUUAAAUUAACAGCUAUAUAAAUGUUAAUGGAAUAAUAAUGAAUGUUAAAAUUAUUUAGAUAGUUAAAAUUCUAGAUGUGAUGAUAUCAAAUUCUCAAGUUUACUUACUUGUAUUUCUAUACAGGAUAAUUUUUGUAUAUAUGAUUCAAUAAAUCAUAUAUGUAAAUCUAUUGAACCUACAUCUUGUGAUUAAUUAUAAUCACCAAGUUAAUGUAGCAGAAUACUGACUUUACCUUGUAUAUGGUACGAAGAGGAACAAUAAUGCAUGUAUCUUGAAACUUAAGAUGAUAAAAAUGGUUAUAUUUCAAUGGGAAGUUCAGCCUAAAUGAAUUGUGAAGAUAUAACAUAUUAAAAUGGAAGUUAAAGAGCUUGUAUGAAUAUUGAAAGAUAAGGGUAAAUGUGUAUAUAUAAAGAUAAUAAAUGUGCAGCUUUUGAAUAAGAUGAAACUUAGAAUAAUUGUUUAGAUAAUAUUAAUAUUAAUUCAUGUUUAUAACAAAAAAUAAGUGAUUGUUAUUGGAAUAUCUAAUUAGUUAAAGUCAAAAAGACUAUUUAAAAUAAUGAAUCAGAAGAAAAAUAUGGAAACUGUAUUAAAUUUGUUUAAUAUGAAUCAAGUGGUUGUGAUUCUAAACUUAGUUACACAUCUUGUCUAAAAAUUAUAAAGGAAGGGAUAAAUUGUAGGUGGAAAAAUUAAUAGUGUUAAACUAUUGAUGAUAAAGAAUUAAUUAUAUUUUAACCUUCAUAUCUAUUUGAGGUCAAUGUAAAUGCUUGUGGUUUAAUAAAUAAUGGAGACAUAGUAAAAUAUGAUAAAAAUAUGAGAUUCUGUAUUAAAGUUGAUGAUGUUUAGACUUUAUCAUGUCAAACAGAAGGAUUAAAUAAAGAAGCUUGUCUUAAUAUUAAAUUUUAAAAUUGUUUUUGGGAUCCUACAAGAAGAAAAUGUAGACAUUAAUAACUUUUAAUAGAUGAAAAAUUAAAUUCUUGUAAAUUAUAAAAUUUGUCUUCUUAUUUAUGUUCAUAACUAAAAUUAGAUUUACCAUGUGGAUUUAUGAAAGAUGGCUGUGAUUUUGUUGAUUUAGACUAAGUAAAAUGUACUUAUGAAGGAUUGAAUAAAUAUGCUUGUCUAAAUAUUAAAAAAUAUCCUUGUAUUUGGUUAAAGAAUUCAAAUAAUGAAAAUUUUCAUUGUGAAGAUUAUUUAUAAUAUCUACCUUGUGAUUAAAUACCAUCAAAUGUUAAUUCAAAAGUUUGCUCUAUUGUUAAAAAUGGUGCUUGUUAUUAUGAUUAAUAAAAUUUGAAAUGUGAAAUUCCCAAUGAGGAUUAAAAAAGUUGCUCAUUGACUGGAUUAAAUAUUAUUGGGUGUGUUAAAAUUGAAAAUUGCUUUUUUGAUUAAAAUUGCUAGUUAUUAAAUAAAUAAUAAUAUAUAUGUGAAGAAUUUCCAAUUGCUAAUAAAUUAAUUUGUAAAAAUGCUGUAGAUUCUUGUAAAUAUAAUGAAUUUUAAUAUGGAUGUUCACAUGCUUUCGACGAAUUUUGUUCUAAUGAUUCACUAAGUGAAUAAGGAUGUUUAAGUUAACCAAACUGUGUACUUUAAGCAUAAAGAUGUCAAUGUAGAAAGUUUGUUGAAAUUUAUGAUUGUACUGAAAUUUAAGAAAUGGAUAAAUGUAAAUUAAAGAGUCAUUGCAAGGUUUAAUAAUAAGAAAAUAAAUAAAGUUUACAAUGCAUACUAAAAUAGUGUUAGGAUUAUUCUUCUGAUGAAUGUGAUGGAAAAUCUAUUCUAAAAUCAAUCUGUUAUUGGAGUAGUUCUAAUGAAUGCUUGUCAGCUUAAAAAUGUGAUGAUAUUGUUAAACCUAUUUUUCAAUGUUCUCAAUACGAAUUUAAUGAUAGACCUUGUUAAAUGAGUAAGAAUUCUGAAAAUUGUGAAUAAUUUAACUGUGAAAAUUUUAGUAAAGAACAAUGUUAAAAAUAUAAACAAUUUUGUAAUUUUGAUUAGACUUGUUAAAAAAAUUAAUGCAAUUAAUAUUUAAUAAUGGAAUCUUGUAUUAUAAAUAACUGUCAUUGGAAUUCAAAAGAAAAUACUUGCUCUGAAUAAAUUCAUUGCUCUAAAAUUUAUGAUGAAAUUGAAUGUAAUAAAUAUAAAUACAAUUCCAGACCUUGCCAAUGGAUAGUUAAUGAAGAUAUUAAGUAUUGUACAUAAUAUAGAUGCAGUGAUUUAGACAAAUCGUAAUAAUGUUCUGGAUCACGUAUUGAAUCAGAAGUUUGUGUUGAAAUAAGUGAUUCUAUUUGUAUAUCUUGUGAAGAGAUUUUUGAUUCUUGUGAUUGUCUAUAAUAGUCAAAAUAUUGUAGUUAUGAUAUAAAAAAAGAUAAAUGCGCUUCUAAGAAUUGUGAAUCUUAUUUAACUAAAGAAGAAUGCCCUAUAAAUUAUUGCACAUUUAUUGAAUAGGUAAAUUAAAUUAAUAUUCUUAGAAAUGUUAAAUAUAAUGUUAAUUUAGAUAUAAUUAUGAUUCAUGUAAUGAUAUGAAUUAUUAAUGUGAAUGGAGAGAGGAAAAUCAAAAAUGUUAACCAAAGUGUGAAUAUAUAUUUGAUGAAGAAAUGUGUAGUUAAGUAGAUUAAUGCUCUUGGAAUUACUAAGAAGAUAAAUGCUAAAACAAUGAACCUAUUAUAAUUCUUAAUCCUUUGGGUUACGGAGAAAUUAUCAUCACAGGCCUAAUAACUUUAUGCAUAUCCUUAAUGUGA
Molecule: messenger RNA, 5117 nt
Organism: Paramecium pentaurelia
Lineage: Eukaryota; Ciliophora; Oligohymenophorea; Peniculida; Parameciidae
Source: the annotation of a GenBank genome assembly